GCGCGCCCGCUCGCCCCGCCCCCUCUCCCCUCCACCCGCGGUGGUACUGGCGGAGGGCGGAGGGAUCUGGAGGCGGCGGAGGGAGACGUCAUUGCAGGGUUGUUUGUGCAGUCUCGGUGGCGGCGGCGACCCACAGUGAUUCGGCCGCUGCGCCGGGGGGUGGGGGGGCCGAACGGGACUCUUUUCUUUCAGACUGACCGCGGGGCAGCUGCGGAGCAUGUCGACCCCGGCCCGUAGGAGGCUCAUGCGGGAUUUCAAGCGAUUGCAAGAGGACCCACCUGUGGGGGUCAGUGGUGCACCAUCUGAAAACAACAUCAUGCAGUGGAACGCAGUUAUAUUUGGACCAGAAGGGACACCCUUUGAAGAUGGUACUUUUAAACUAGUAAUAGAAUUUUCUGAAGAAUAUCCAAAUAAACCACCAACCGUUAGGUUUUUAUCCAAAAUGUUUCAUCCAAAUGUGUAUGCUGAUGGUAGCAUAUGUUUAGAUAUCCUGCAGAAUCGAUGGAGUCCCACAUAUGAUGUCUCUUCCAUCUUAACUUCAAUUCAGUCUCUGUUGGAUGAACCGAAUCCAAACAGUCCAGCCAAUAGCCAAGCCGCACAGCUUUAUCAGGAAAACAAACGGGAGUAUGAGAAGAGAGUUUCGGCCAUUGUUGAGCAAAGCUGGAAUGAUUCAUAAUAGACACCGGUCUGUUCAUCUUUUCAUCGUUGUUGUGUAUAAUUUACCUCCCAGUAGAAAGGCUAGCAAGUUUUAAGUGCCACGGGUUUUAAGGAUUCUGCAGAGAAAAAAGAAAAAGUCCUUCAGUUUAGAACCUACAAAAGCUUGUGUAUCUUGAUUAAUGUACUUUUUAUUGCAUGGUGUGAACUAAGUUAUUGCUGCAUAAAUUUGUAAUAUAUCCUGUUUGUAUUUUUUUCCAAGUGUAUAAUGUUGGUGUGGAGUUUUCAUGACAGAAUAUACACAUUUUGUAAAUCUGUACUUUUUUCAAAUAUUGAAUGCCUUAUUUUUGAAUUCUUUAGAUUUUUAAAUUGGAGAAAAGCACUUAAAGUUUUUUAUAUAUGAAUAUUACAUGUAAAGCUGUUAAAAUACAUAACUUCAGUGCAAGAGACUUUGUCACUUAUUUCCUUACCUGUGCAGGAGUCUCUGCUCUUCGCCAGGUGAGAGCCUCAUUUCCAACUGCAGAAGGUCACGCUUCUGUUCUAUCAAGAAAGUCUGCAAAUUUGAUUCUAAAAACCAAUUCUGAUCUCCGGCUUUAUUUUGAAUGUACUUAUGUUAGUUCAGUUGAGUAACUAUAGACUUACUGGUCUGGUUCUGUCCAGCUCUGUAUUUGGGCCACUUGUUAAUGUGCGUUUCUCAUGUAAACUGUACCUUUUGUGACUUCACAAUUGGCACCUUGACCACGAGCAGAGCUGACUACUCUGCUGCGUGGCAGCACCUUCACAGGCUUUUGAUUAAGAAGAAAGUAAAACCAUCACCAUUUACCAAACACCGUGCCGCAGUAUUAGCAAUGGCCGGUUGCGCUGGUUUGAGCAAGGCAGAGAUUUGGAAGGAAUCUUGGUGUAACUUGAAUAUUUGCAAACUACCUUUUAAUGCAGCUGCGCGCUACCUGUUUAUUCUGGAACUGUUGAGCACCAGGGCCUGCCGAGUUGCUUCUCACCUCCUCAGUUGUAUACAAGUUGUACUGCAUCUUAGUUUACUGGAUAGAUUUAAAACACAGUAUUGUAGAAAGCUAAUACAAAGCUAUCCUAUGCCUUCAAAUAGUAUAGAAAAUGGAAAAUAUACAAGUAAAUUCUGUUGAACCACGUGUGUAGUCUCUCUAGUAGUUGAAACAGCUAUUGUAGUGAGCCCGAGUUUCUUGUCAUCCAUACCAGCCUCCUAGAAAGACAUGCUCUGGUAGCCUCUCCACUGGAACAUUGGGUUUCAGAGUGACCAUGUAACUAGGGUGGAUAAGAACUGAUACUUUCCUUUAAAAGUUGUUGCCCUGGGGUGCUGAAGAGAUGGUUCCCUGGUUAUUGCAUGUACUGUUUCUGCAAGACCCCAAUCUCUGUUCCCAGCUCCAGGGGGAAUCCAAAGCGCUUCUGACUAAAUCAGACACUGGCAUUCACAUAAACAGACACUUACAUAAUUAAAAUAAAAGUAUUAAUUUAUUAAGCUUA
Molecule: messenger RNA, 2151 nt
Organism: Grammomys surdaster
Lineage: Eukaryota; Metazoa; Chordata; Mammalia; Rodentia; Muridae
Gene: Ube2b
Product: ubiquitin conjugating enzyme E2 B
Exons: 6
Coding region: 218-676 (152 amino acids)
Biological process (GO): proteasome-mediated ubiquitin-dependent protein catabolic process; protein polyubiquitination; DNA repair
Cellular component (GO): HULC complex
Molecular function (GO): ubiquitin conjugating enzyme activity
Source: RefSeq, a predicted model, not a curated record